Penicillium riverlandense is the source of this 621-nucleotide messenger RNA. RefSeq lists its product as uncharacterized. The record is from RefSeq and is a predicted model, not a curated record. The coding region runs from base 1 to 621 and encodes 206 amino acids. The transcript has a single exon. Gene Ontology annotation, biological process: nucleoside metabolic process. NCBI's taxonomy places the organism in Eukaryota, Fungi, Ascomycota, Eurotiomycetes, Eurotiales, Aspergillaceae. Gene Ontology annotation, molecular function: catalytic activity.
AUGGCAUCGACAUCUUAUUGUGGUGCUAAUGACGGCCUGCAGAUAGGUACUAACCAUGACACAAUCACAGCGGAAUUCCACAUGUCUAAACGACAAAAGACCUCCUACCAUGACGGUUCGCCUUCCCCGCGACGCGAUCGGUACACCAUCACCUGGAUUUGUGCGCUCCACAUAGAAAUGGCACCAGCUCAGGCCAUGCUAGACGAGUUUCACGAAACACUGCCUACCUAUGCGGACGAUAAAAACACCUACGUCCUAGGAAGCAUCAAACGACGUAAUAUCGUUAUUGCGUGUUUACCAGAAGGGCAGUAUGGAACAAACAACGCAGCGAUCGUUAUGACGAACAUGAAGCGGACUUUCCCAGCAAUACGCGCAUGUUUGAUGGUCGGGAUUGGCGGUGGUGUGCCAAGCAAGGCUGAUGUGCGUUUGGGCGAUAUUGUUGUUGGAACAAGGGUGAUGCAGUAUGAUCUUGGCAGCGGUUCUUAUCUAUCUAUCUUCUCCCAUGACAAAGGCUGCAAUAUUGCAAUAGAGAACAGAUUCUGGUAUCGACCGAAUAAUCCGAAACAAUUGAAAUCUCCAAGCCAGAAAAGUAUAGCAGACCGUCAGUAUCACAUAUUCUAG